AUGGCAAAAGCGUUUUUAAGCCAGGGGGCUGAAGCGGUGGUGCUUGCCGAUCUGGACGAGCAGGCGGUGCAAGCAGCGGCUGCUGACAUCGGCUGUGAGGGUUACGCCUGCAAUGUCACCCGGGAGAAUGAUGUGCAGACCUUGGUUGAACGCGUGCUGCAGAAACAUGGACACAUAGACCUGUUCUGUUCCAAUGCCGGCGCCGGCGGCCAGGGUCUGCUGACCGAUGCACCCAAUGAAGUCUGGCAACAGCAGUGGGAGCUGCACGUCAUGUCGCACCUGUAUGCGGCGCGAGCUGUACUGCCGGGUAUGCUGGAACGGGGUGAAGGCUACCUGCUCAAUACCGCAUCUGCAGCAGGUUUACUGGCAGCAAUCGGUUCAGGCCCCUACACCGUGAGUAAAGCCGCAGCGGUCAAACUUGCUGAGUUCCUGUCUAUUACCCACGGCGACGAAGGCAUUCGCGUUUCCGUCCUGUGUCCACAAGGUGUCAACACAGCGAUGGCACCCAGAAGCCUGGGGGAUGGACAGACGGACGGCAUCAUUGAGCCCGAGCAGCUGGCACAGACUGUGGUUGAAGCUAUUGCUGAAGAACGUUUCUACGUGCUUCCUCAUCCCGAGGUUGAAGACUACGUGCGACGUAAAGGUGACAACAUCGAUCGGUGGCUCAGUGGUAUGCGACGCUUACGCAAACGUUCGACUUAA
Symbiodinium necroappetens is the source of this 702-nucleotide messenger RNA. NCBI's taxonomy places the organism in Eukaryota, Dinophyceae, Suessiales, Symbiodiniaceae. The record is from the annotation of a GenBank genome assembly.